AUGACUUGUUUGUUUCCACAGGAUUAUAACUGUAAUACGGAAGGAGCUACGGACAGAUAUCCACGCCUGUGGUUAUCUGACUUUACUGAGAUUGAGGGCGAUAUGUUUGCAGCUCUUGUAAAGUCCAGUCUACGUUAUCGACCUGGCACGGCCUAUGAUGCUGUUCUAGUAUUCACCGCGUAUCAGCAAUUUUGUGAGGUGCUUGGUUCAAUUUUGGGUGCUUUGAAAUCCAUUUGCAACGUAAUUGGAAUGACAAAGAUGACCCCAGCUAUCAAAGAUCUCUUGCCCAGGGUGACACCCAUAUUGAAGAAUCGUCACGAAAAAGUACAAGAAAACUGCAUUGACCUCGUCGGCGCAAUCGCCGAUCGUGGAUCAGAGUUUGUGUCGGCUCGUGAAUGGAUGCGCAUCUGCUUUGAACUUUUCGAAUUGCUAAGGCACAUAAGAAGAGUAUACGACGGGCUGCGAUCAAUACUUUUGGAUUCAUUGCGAAGGCCAUCGGUCCCCAUGACGUUCUAG
Messenger RNA from Cylicocyclus nassatus, 516 nucleotides. The record is from the annotation of a GenBank genome assembly. Lineage: Eukaryota; Metazoa; Nematoda; Chromadorea; Rhabditida; Strongylidae.